This is a messenger RNA of Colletotrichum godetiae, 810 nucleotides long. RefSeq lists its product as uncharacterized. The record is from RefSeq and is a predicted model, not a curated record. The transcript has 4 exons. Lineage: Eukaryota; Fungi; Ascomycota; Sordariomycetes; Glomerellales; Glomerellaceae. Bases 1 to 810 code for a protein of 269 amino acids.
AUGGCGUAUCCGUACGGUAUCUGGAUCCAAAGAGAAAAAGAAGCAGAAGAGAGAGAUGCUCCGGGGCCCUCUAGGAGAGCAUCAGUGGGUUGGAGGGGGAUUAUGAAUGAACCAGAACUUCAGACCGACCGGCGCAAGGAGAGUGGAUUGACAAGUGACGGAAGCAUGCAACAGUGCCUCCAAGUCUGCACGUCUGGUACCUUAGCAGGAGAGAAAAGAAGAGGUGUGAGAGGUGUGAGCUCAUCUCAACAUCCACAGCGGCCGCAGGGUAUCCGAGGCCUUGGCACGCCGUACCUCUUUGUCGGUCAUCAGGUACCCCACACGCCAAAUCCUGCUGUGGAGGGUACUGCCGAGUCCCGGCGCGACGACUCGAGACACGGUCGGGAGGUACCUGAGACACCCAAACCACCUUUCCACCACCCACCACCAGUCGCUUCUGAACGUGACGGCAGGCACGCAGGCACAGCGAAUGACAGUAACAACCCAGCAAGAAGGUUCCUGCCCUCUUACCAUGUGAAUGCUCCCGUCACAAGUGAAUGGAGUGAGGAAAAGAGUUGCACGCUGACGUUGUUGGCUCAAUUGAUCGGAUUACACGUGUAUGCCUAUCCCGCGCCGGUCUACCGUCUACCGGCCGGUGGUGGUGCGUCGCAAGCGAGCCUGUACCGUUCACUAGUACCUCAUAACCCAAUUAUAAUCAACUUAGUGCCCUGCACCGCGCACCGCGCUCCCACCAUGGGGUGGGCUCACUGGGCUGAAGGGCCUGAGGCGAGUCGGGGCCGCGUCCCGGGACACAUCUCAUCUCACAUUUGA